Molecule: messenger RNA, 761 nt
Organism: Exophiala viscosa
Lineage: Eukaryota; Fungi; Ascomycota; Eurotiomycetes; Chaetothyriales; Herpotrichiellaceae
Product: actin like protein 2/3 complex, subunit 3
Exons: 2
Coding region: 142-708 (188 amino acids)
Biological process (GO): regulation of actin filament polymerization; Arp2/3 complex-mediated actin nucleation
Cellular component (GO): cytoskeleton; Arp2/3 protein complex
Molecular function (GO): actin filament binding
Source: RefSeq, a predicted model, not a curated record
CAUAAGAAUGGAACAUUGAAACCACAAUUGACUCUCCCCGUGCUGCUUCCACGGUGUCGUCCUCUCUUUAACUCGUCGACAACACAUCAUGCCGGUAAAUCCACACAUACGGCACUACCCAUUCAGACAGACUUACAUCUCAUGCAGGCAUACCACUCCAUCUUCCUGGGCGACCAGGGCGUCCAAGUAAUAGGCAACUUCCCUCUCCUCCCACUACGCACAAAGACACGAGGUCCCGCAUACACACUCCCCCAACUCCCCAGCGGCACUGAUCCUCUCGAUGUCGACCCCGACUCCGAGUCCUACGACUGCCUCGACGAAGUCCUGUCAUUAUUCCGUGCCAACACAUUCUUCCGCAACUUUGAGAUCAAAGGCCCCGCAGACCGCAUGCUGAUAUACGGCAUCCUAUUUGUGUCCGACUGCUUGACCAAGGUCAAACCCAACAUGGACUCGCGAACGGCUGAAAAGGCACUGAUCAAUGGCGCGCUCGAGCAAUUCAGUAUCCCUGGCGAGCCAGGCUUUCCUCUGAACCAGGCGUUCGAGGCGCCGAGGGACAGAAACGAGGCGGAGGCAUUGAGAAGCUACCUAAGUCAAGUCCGACAGGAGUUGGCGAUGCGGUUACAUGCUAGAUUAUAUGAGGGCGGUGUUGGGCCGAGUAAAUGGUGGUUGAGCUUUACCAAGAGGAAAUUCAUGGGCAAGAGUUUAUGAGCAGAUAUGCAUGAGAAAGGCGAUAUGAUGGCACAGAGAUACAACAAGACAUU